Pieris brassicae (large cabbage white) is the source of this 4978-nucleotide messenger RNA. RefSeq names its product A disintegrin and metalloproteinase with thrombospondin motifs 7-like (gene AdamTS-B). The coding region runs from base 443 to 3784 and encodes 1113 amino acids. The transcript has 19 exons. Gene Ontology annotation, biological process: extracellular matrix organization; proteolysis. Gene Ontology annotation, cellular component: extracellular matrix. Lineage: Eukaryota; Metazoa; Arthropoda; Insecta; Lepidoptera; Pieridae. The record is from RefSeq and is a predicted model, not a curated record. Gene Ontology annotation, molecular function: metalloendopeptidase activity.
GUGAGCAGGCGCACACCGUGUAACGUGCCAGUGGUUCGCAACUCGUCGUGUCGUGCGCUCCGCUUCACGGGCAAAUCCCAUACGAACUCCGAACGCAUUCACGAUUCUAUAUAAACCAAUAAUUCGAAUUUUAACAAACACUUUCGUUAGUACCGUAAACACGUGUUUUAGUUUCUCACUAUCGACUGUUCCGAGUGAAUAAUUUAGUAACCGGGGCGUCGCGAAAUUUUCACUUUUAAGGAUCGUCUCUGUCUACUGGAUGAGUGACAAUAUGCAACUCUAAGCCAAGUACUUUAUAAUGAUAGUCUAUAAGAAGAACAGUGCAAAAUCAAUAUUAGUUUUGUAUCGAAAGCACGAGAAAGCGCGCUGCCCAUAGACAAUUAUUGAAGAAAGGCGAUAUGCCAAAUUCGUAGCAUUUUAAAGGCAGCAUUGGUACAUAACGAUGCGUACUAGUGACUGUGUACUCAGAAAGAUGGAUAUACGAAGAUCAUUAUUCAAGCGAUUACUUUUCCAAAUGUUAAUUGUCUGUUGUACGGCGAAAAAUAUACCUGAAGACAUGCUGAGAGCACAAGUCGUGGGUGACGUAGAAGACAGUAUUCAGAAUAGCAUAAGAAACCUCAUACACUCCGGUAUCUACUCCCACAAACACCUGGAUACAUCAGCUGUGGAGGUGGUGACCCCGGUAAAGGUGAGCCGGGAUGGUGAGCUGGUCUCCCAUAUCCUUGAUCACUCACAUGCACACGGGCACGCUCGCGCACGACGCGACCUCCAGGGCUUAGACCAUAACCUACCACAUGCGGUGCAUUACAACCUUACACUUGGUGGACGGGAACUGAGGCUGGACCUUAGGCCGUCAGUAGCAUUUAUCACACCAGCUAUGAUCGUGGAGCGGCAUAGCACGCACGGGCGCAUAAGAUCGCCGCCAAACGAAUUGUCUACCUCCUGCCACUACACAGGCUCCAUACGGGGACAACCUUCCUCGAAGAUCGCUAUCUCUGCUUGCGAUGGACUUGCUGGUCAUUUGCGAACUGAACAAGGAGAAUAUUGGAUCGAACCAUCAAAUCAAAUUCCCACCGAUAGCUCUAAGGGACGUCCCCAUAUUAUCUUUAAGAGAUCAGCCGUUGACAAAGUUGAAUCAUUUUAUAGAAAAAAGAGAGAAGCUGGUGGUAAAAGUUUUAGUAAUAAUGUGAGACAACAUUAUGAAAAUAAAAGAUACUCUAACCCAAAACGAAGCCACAAAGAGGCUAUGGACGCACGACGAAGAGCUUACUUAGAAGAUAGACGGCGAAAAUUGGAGGCGUUGCGACGAGACCCUUUGGCGUAUAGAAGACAGCAAGCUAGAAAAGCGGAACAAAGAAGACUACAUCCCCUCUCCAAGAGCAUAUCUGCUGAAGAUAGUAUGUCAAGAGAACUUUACAAGAGCAAAACCCAUAACAAACAGAGAAUUGAACAAACGCCGCGAAGGAUUCGUACAAGACGACGUAGACGAAGAUCAAAAAAUUGUGCAACAAAGCAACCUCGGUAUCAAUGGGAAAUCAAAAAUGAGCGAAGUGGCAAGCAUGAAGGAUCCAAAAACUCAAGGUCUAGCAAGAAACAUCAUACCACCCACCAUCAAUCACGUAAUCGAUGGAGUUUAAACCAAACCAGGCGGAAAACAAGGUCUGUUAGCAAACCACGGCACGUAGAGGUUCUACUAGUAGGCGACAAUUCCAUGAGUGAUUUUCACGAGCAGGGAAGCUUGGAAACGUAUCUCCUUACUAUAAUGAAUAUGGUAUCCUCUCUAUACAUGGAUCCAUCAAUCGGCAACUACAUAAAGGUUGUUGUUGUUAGAAUUAUACUCUUAAAAGAACUGCAAGCUGCACCAGACUUGGAAGUAACAACAAACGCUGAUUCCACACUCAAUUCGUUCUGCCGUUGGCAACAUCAAACCAACACAAAUGAUGAUAAAGACCCUAAUCACCACGAUGUUGCUAUUUUGGUGACUAGACAAGACAUAUGCAGUCAACAUGAUUCACCUUGUAGCACUCUUGGCGUGGCCCAUGUGGCGGGCAUGUGCAAACCAGACCGGAGCUGUUCUGUCAACGAAGACAACGGCAUAAUGCUCGCUCACACUAUCACACACGAGUUGGGACAUAAUUUUGGUUUAUACCACGAUACUGAAAAAAUAGGCUGUCACCGACGUGAAGGCUCCACAUUGCAUAUAAUGACACCUAUAUUCGAAGCUGACACCGUGCAAGUGGCCUGGUCAAGAUGCAGCAAACGAGAUGUUACCAACUUUUUAGACGCUGGACUGGGUGAGUGCCUAAGUGACAGACCAACAGAUGAAGAACCCUACGUCUAUCCAGAGGUCCCAGCGGGAGUCAUGUUUGAUGCUGCAUCCCAGUGCCAUUUACAAUUCGGUGCAGAGGCAGUUGUUUGUGCGAGGCCCUCGGAACUUUGUGAACAUCUGUGGUGUCUUGUGAAUAACACGUGCAAGACAAUGUUGCGGCCAGCCGCACCCGGUACUCCAUGUGGAGAAAAUAUGUGGUGUCAAAACCAAACGUGUGUGGCGCAAACACCAUCUCCUGCCCCCCGAGAUGGUGGCUGGGGCCCGUGGAGUGAUUGGAGCGAGUGUUCACGCACUUGCGGCGCUGGUGUCUCCACCCAAUACAGAGAGUGUAAUAAUCCCGAGCCAUACAACAAUGGGCACUACUGUAUCGGUGAUCGAAGUCGGUACAAAGUGUGUAACACAGAUCCAUGCCCGUUGAAUGAGCCCUCGUUUAGGGAGGUGCAAUGCGCGAGAUACAACAAUACGACAUACAAUAAUGAAACCAUCUCAAAAUGGAUACCAUAUAUCGACCAAGAUAAGCCGUGCGAUCUUCAGUGCGUACCUUGGGACAGAAAUGACGUGGAGAUGGUGGGUGGGUUUGUUAUUGACGGGACGCCGUGUCGCCAAUCUAUUGGAUCUAGAGACAUGUGUAUAUCUGGUGUCUGUUACAAAGUUGGUUGCGACUGGAUAGUUGACUCUGAUGUGGAAGAAGACGAGUGCGGUGUUUGUGGAGGAGAUGGGUCCGCUUGUAAGACCGUACAAGGUAUCUACAAUAAGGACACUGUAAGGCGAACUGGAUUUAGUGAGGUGGCUGUUAUUCCGGCCGGAUCGAGAAAUGUAAAAAUACAAGAGAAAGUCAGCCCUGGAAAUUUUAUUUCGAUUGCCAGUGCGAAAUCCAGUAAAAUAUACUUGAAUGGAGCUCGAAAUACUACACUGACGGAGUAUUUCGUUGCGGGCGCCCCAGCGGUAUACGAGCGAGAUCGUGACUGGGAAAAAGUACGAAUAAGUGGUCCCUUGGCCGAAGAUAUUAAAGUUUAUCAACGUAUAUUCCGCGGACGUCAUCGUAAUCCCGGCGUGACCUACCAAUAUGUCGUGGAUCAGCCCAAACGAAAAUUCCAGUACCGUCUCUCUGACUGGACCGCUUGUUCCGUCACUUGUGGAGUUGGGCGCAUGCACAGGCAUUACCAAUGCUUCGAUGACCAUAAUCGACAAGUGGAUUUAUCCCAGUGCUACCACAUCGAACAGCCGCGUCAUGAAGCGCUAAUGCAGCAGUGCAGACAGACAGACUGCACGCACUGGUGGGUCGGACCUUGGAAAACAUGUCAGCCAUGUCAUAUGCCGGGUGAGGAGGCCACCAAGCAAAGAAACGUACACUGCGUGAACAAAGUAUCGAAUAACGUCGUAAGUGAUUCCGAAUGCGACCCCACAACAAAGCCGAUACAUUCAAUACGCUGUGCAGACGUGCCAGCUUGUUAAUGGAAAGAAGCUCCAUUUCUGAAGAAACCCCCGGCACAUAUAUAACAAAGCGAAUACGCGAUAAAAUCUUUUGCGAUACAAUUGGUGUGGUUUGAAAACCAAAUACGAAUUUGGUAUGGUCAAACUGAUGCCAUAAGAAUUACCUCGAGUAUGAGAGCUGAAAAGGAUUUGUGAAAAGUUCAAACGGAACGCAAGUAAUUAACGUUUUGUGUAGUGAAUGUGAGGGUGACUGUGCCUCGGUAAUUGUGUUAUAAAGUAACCCAACGAAUAUAGACGUAUGUACUCGAAUAAGACCACUCUGUGGUGAAUCUCGCAGAAUAAGUACAUUAACAAUUUUACAAUUACCACUACUGCCAUAUUAUUUAAGUUUAACAUAGUCUUCCUAGAUAUAUAACUAUAAAUAUAACAGUAUUAAAAUGAUGUACGUAUUUUUACCGUAACGUGAAAUAAGAAGCUUAAAAAUUUUGGACCAAAUAUAGUAAUCAAAUUCACGUUGCCAUAAUUCACGGUUACUGCCACUAUGACACUUGUAUCGUUAAGUAAAUUAAGAUAACCCUAGCUGUGUCGUCUAUGAAGAAUUAGUAUUUUUAUACAGAUUUUUAGCUAUUUGUAUUUAUUGUAUUUAAUACUAGUCAUACUUCAACUUGUACUAUUUCAUAUUAACGCUUAAUAAUUAUAAUUUUGUACGUAAAUAGUACGCUAUGUAGAUUAACGUUUAAGUAUGAACAAAUCAUUGAUAGGUAUAAAUUGAAACGUGCCUUUGUGGAUACAAAUGUAGCCAAAAUAUUUAUUUUAUUUCGCUUUGUUUUUCCCGUGAGCAUGAAGUAUGUAAAAUGACAUUUGGUCGUGAAGCGACUAAUAUCAAAUUGUCACCUACUUUGACAUUAGCAUCACGGCUCCACGGGAAUAUGCCGUCGUCUAUGGUCUUAGAUUUAACUGACUACGCAUAAUUAAUAAUUAAAAUAUUUUUUAUUUAUCUUUAUACCUAGGUAUAAUAUUAUAAAUAAGUCACCGGAUGUUUCAGUUCUAAGAAUCGUCUCGGGGCAAGUCACGUCAAUUAAUACACAAUUUUAAUAUUCAAUAAUCUGAAACUAACCUUAGAUUGAUAUAGUUAUUUACAAAAAUAUCACACGACGCAUUAAAUAAUUACAAUUGUGUAUUUAAUAGAUAUGGCAAUAAAAUGCAUUGAUUUAU